This is a messenger RNA of Lycium ferocissimum, 887 nucleotides long. RefSeq lists its product as uncharacterized. The transcript is spliced from 3 exons. NCBI's taxonomy places the organism in Eukaryota, Viridiplantae, Streptophyta, Magnoliopsida, Solanales, Solanaceae. The coding region runs from base 108 to 572 and encodes 154 amino acids. The record is from RefSeq and is a predicted model, not a curated record.
GAGAGACAAAAACUAUCAUGAAUAUCAUCGAAAAAAUGAAGAUGAAAAUAGAAAUACUACCAAAGCUUUAAACUUAUUAUCAGGGUCUAAAGUUUCUUUGUGAAAAAAUGGAUUGUACACUAAAGAUAUCAUCUUUGUCAGUUAGUUUCCCCAAAUUUUCACCAAUAUAUCGCACAGGCUUGUUUUCUGCAAAACCCAAUUUGAGAAAUUUCCCGAAAAAUGCCAUUUUUGGAUCUCCCUCACCACCACGAGCAAUGCCAAAUGCUUUAGGCGAUGCUCACAGAAAAAUAAGCAGUCUUGAAUCUCUGUUUUGCUAUGAUAAAUCUGUACCAGAGGAAAGAAUUGAGAAGCCAACUGGAUUGUCCUUGGCCAAGAAGAAUACUGGAGAUAAUCCUCAUUGUCCCGAGUGUGAAGCAAAAGGUGCUGUCCUUUGUGCUACCUGCUCGGGUUCGGGCCUAUAUGUUGAUUCUAUAAUGGAAAGCCAGGGGAUAAUUGUCAAAGUUAGAUGCUUAGGUUGUGGAGGUUCUGGUAACAUAAUGUGCUUAGAAUGUGGAGGACGAGGUCAUCUCUGACUUUCUUGAUCCUACUUGUUUGAUCUUGUGCCUGUUUGUCAUGAUAUAGGCUUUGGCUUUGUCAGGUAGCGUGAAAACGCAGAGUUAGUUGCACACAUUUAAGAACAGCUGAUUCAAAGUUAGCUUUGUGUAUCAUUUAAUUGUUUUUUCUGUCCUUGGAAAAAUAAUGUUAUCAUUUAAAUACAACUAGAUUUCCUUUUUAGCAUAUCAGUUUUAGUUCUUGAUUCUUAUCAAGUAGACCACUGAGGCAUGUAGGAUAUCUGAAUGGAGUUUUCAAGGGAAUAGUUUGCCCCGAAUGAAACAUAUUUAUAUCCA